Camelina sativa (false flax) is the source of this 1143-nucleotide messenger RNA. NCBI's taxonomy places the organism in Eukaryota, Viridiplantae, Streptophyta, Magnoliopsida, Brassicales, Brassicaceae. The record is from RefSeq and is a predicted model, not a curated record.
CGGUUCAAAAUCUAGGAUUUUCUCCAGUGGACCUAGACAUUAAUGACGACCUCUGCCGCGGCCACCAACAACCCCCGCCGAGCUCUCAUUCACCGGAGAACAUCCCUGCACCGCAGCCAUCUCCGCUAAACUCGGGCGGCCGACAGAACCAACUCCCAUGGUGCUUCUCUCUUGGGAUCCUAGGGUUUUCCCUAGUGGAUUUAGGGUCCAAUAUAAGCCCAUUAGCCCAAAAACGGUAUGCACUAAUAUGCUCUUCUCGAGAAGGGGAAAGUUAAAAGUCGAGACUCUCUGUAUCACCCCUCAUGUCGUACCAGUGUCAAGCUAUGUCUGCGUGCCCUCUACUCAAUGGUCGAAGACUCCAUCGGAGAAAGCAAAAGUGGUAUGUUGUAUCUUGAACGCCUUAUGUUCAUUAACGGCUACCAAUCAAGCUGGUCAUCUGAUGAUUUACAGCAUCGUACCCCAACCUCCUCCCUCACAUGGAUUCAAGCUGCAUCUCCUGAUUUUCCUCAGAAUGAUCCAAACCCUAUGCUUUGGAUGUUAAAGCAACCCCUAUCUGACUACAACAACAUAGUCACCCGAUUCCUUGCCGUGCUGUUACUGCGGAUACUCUUCGUCCCGAUGAACACCAACACAUUGAAUCAUCUCUCAACGUCACAGUGUCUAAUGACGACCAUGACAACUAAUCCGUCCUUUGAAGCUUUUGAGGAUGGACUCUCGAUUUCCAUGAUCUCUCAUGUGCCUUUAGGCUCCCAAGCCUUUGGUCUCAUAGCUCUCUUGGAUCCAAAAUCGAUGAACUCUUGUUUACUUCUUUUUGGCAUUGGGGAUUGCCGUGUUAUUGUAAUGUCUCAAACUUUAGCAAGUUGCUCCUUCUCUGCUGGCUUCAUGAGAUCAUCCACCAGUGGGUGGUCAAAGGCGGCUCUAGCAGACAAUGCAAUUGAGCUUGUAGGAAGAUGUUCCAUGGAGGGAACAUUUAAGAGGGUUGUCACCAACAGGAGGGGGUUCAAUAACAUGGAAUCAAAGAUUUUUAGGCUUUUAGGAACUAAUCUUGUGAUUAUAGACGAAGCUAAACCCAGGAAACGCAUGGAAUGGGAUUCAAAGCAUAACGAAGCAGGUGGGUCAUCCCUCACAUGGCAAUGUAGGUAA